Molecule: messenger RNA, 2179 nt
Organism: Diospyros lotus (date-plum)
Lineage: Eukaryota; Viridiplantae; Streptophyta; Magnoliopsida; Ericales; Ebenaceae
Product: transcription termination factor MTEF18, mitochondrial-like
Exons: 1
Coding region: 360-2150 (596 amino acids)
Biological process (GO): regulation of DNA-templated transcription; chloroplast organization
Cellular component (GO): chloroplast
Molecular function (GO): double-stranded DNA binding
Source: RefSeq, a predicted model, not a curated record
GUAGCCAUUUAAAAGGCCCCAUUUCUAGGGUUUUGGUCGGCGAACUCGCCGUGAUGUCUCCCUCUCCCUCUCCCUCUCCCUCUCCCUCUCCCUACCGUACCGUCCAAACUCUCAAUUUCGCCGUUUGAAAGAUGCUCUGAUCGAAUUUUCAGUUGAUACACACACCCGAGCAGAAUAAAUAAAGAGGCGGAGAGGCUCGGAUGGUGAAUGAAAGGUACGCGAAGCACAGAGAGAAGUGAAUCCGGUCGUUCCCAUGCUUCAUUUUCUGGUUCUUAACUCCCAUUUCGGGCGUACUUGUUGCGAUAUAUCAGGAACCCACGAAACAAAUCUUAAAGAGUCUUCUGUGUGCAUAAUUUGCCAUGUUAAUGCGCAGGAUCAAUAAAAGGGAAACUCGUUUGUGUUUUUCUGAAAUGGUUUGCCGACUCAGCCAUUUGUUUCUCUCUCCCCUUGUCCAUGAAAGUCCGUCUGCUGCGGAGAGUCAAUAUUUUGUUCCUUUCAGAAUUAGAAGAUCCUUUCACGGUUGUAGGCCUGCCCAAGCUUCUAGGGUUUAUAUUUCUAAUAGAUCAGCUCAUUCACCUCGUUCUUCUGUUGCGCCCAACAGAAUGUCACGACUUGCGAGGUCGGAGGCUCAAGAUGCGCUUUUCGAUUACUUGCACUGUACUAGAGGCUUCUACUUCACGGACGCUGAACACAUUAGCAAGAACUCACCCCAUUUUGUUCAGGCCUUACUGUCCCGGGUUGAUAAUGAACAUGAUGUGUCGCAGGCUCUCUCCAGGUUCCUUCGAUACAAUCCCAUUAAUGAGUUUGAACCGUUUCUGGAGAGUUUGGGUUUGGUUCCCUCAGAGCUCGUAUCGCUUCUUCCAAGGGAUUUGAUGUUUUUGAGCGACGAUCAAGUGAUGCUUGAUAAUUUUCAUAUUCUUAGCAAUUAUGGCUUUCCUCGCAGUAAGAUUGGUAAGAUAUACAAGGAAGCUAAUGAGAUAUUCAGAGAUGAUUCCACAUUGUUGGCUUCGAAACUUCGUGCUUAUGAGAAACUAGGUUUGAGCACAUCCACAGUUGUUAAACUGCUGAGUUGCUGCCCCUCACUAUUGAUUGGUGGCAUUAGCAAGGAAUUAGUUGGAGUUCUUGAAAAGUUGAAAUUACUGGGAUUUGAAAAUGAUUGGAUUGGCGGGUUUUUAUCUGGGAAAAACACGCACGAUUGGAACAGAGUGCUUGAUACAAUGAACUUUCUCGGUGAAGUGGGUUAUAGUGAUACACAGAUGGCGGUUUUGUUUGCAUCAAAUCCUGCAUUGCUGUUUGAAGGUUCUGGGAAGAAAAUCUAUGCAAUAAUUGCCAGGCUACUUAAAUUGGGGCUUAAGAUGAGUCAAAUUUAUACUUUGUUCUCACAAGAUCCUCAAAUUCUGUCACCCAAGAGAGCCAAGAAUCUUCUGCAGACAACAUGUUUUCUGUAUGAGAUAGGAAUGGAAACCAGAGACAUAGCAGAUAUCAUAGCCUCUAAUAUUCUACUGCUGGGAUCACAUUCCCUGAGACAACCUAAAACUGUUAUGAGGAACUUAAAGGUUGACAAAGAUAGUUUAUGUAAAAUUAUAAAGGAAGAUCCUCUGAAGUUGUUAAAUUUGGCUGGUAAAUCCAAUAUUAGCUACAUCAAACAGUUAUCUUCACAAAUUCAUGGUAAGUUUCUUGAGAAGACGUCAUUCUUACUCAAAUUAGGUUAUGUUGAAAACUCAGAUGAGAUGACAAAAGCUCUGAAACUGUUCCGAGGCAGAGGCGACCAAUUACAGGAGAGGUUUGAUUGCCUGGUACAGGCUGGCUUGGACUGCAAUGUUGCAGUAGGUAUGGUUAAGCAUGCUCCAUCUAUGCUAAAUCAGACCAAAGAUGUGAUAGAGAAGAAGAUCGACUGUUUGAGAAACUGCCUGGGCUACCCGCUGGAAUCAGUUGCUGCGUUUCCAUCUUAUUUGUGUUAUGAUAUAGAUAGAAUCAAUCUUAGAUUUUCGAUGUAUGUGUGGCUGAGGGAGAGAGGUGCUGCAAAGCCAAUGCUGUCUUUGAGCACAAUUCUUGCAUGUUCAGAUGCUCGAUUCAUAAAAUAUUUUGUAGAUAUUGAUCCAGAAGGUCCAGCAAUGUGGGAAAUUUUGAAAAAGAAAAUGUUAACUUAAAGCUAAGAUGAAAUUUUGUUACCUUGUUA